This is a messenger RNA of Ambispora leptoticha, 194 nucleotides long. NCBI's taxonomy places the organism in Eukaryota, Fungi, Glomeromycota, Glomeromycetes, Archaeosporales, Ambisporaceae. The record is from the annotation of a GenBank genome assembly.
AUAAAAGAGCAGAGGCUAUACAUAAAGGCCUUAAGAUACUUGAAGAAGAAGGUACCAAAGCUUCUCAUACAGAAGUAUCUCAUACUAUUAAGGAGAUUGAGAAAAAGAUCAAAGGUUCUGAUGCAGAAUCAAUAGCCAAUGCACCUGAUAUUACUUCUGAUGAAGCUGAAAUACUUAAGCUAAAUCUUGAAUGA